UUUCGUUUUCCCUAAAACAAGAAAGCAAAAGAAAAGCAAAGGAGAAGAGAAAAUGGUGAACUAUGUGCUCAAAAUCACCGCUGAUCUCGAGAAUCUGACUAAUCUCCAGCCUUCAGGUGGCUGCGACGAUUCCAACUUCCCUUACCUCUUCAAGUUGAAAUGUGAAAGAUGCGGAGAGGUGACUCCGAAAGAAACAUGUGUUACUUUGAAUGAGACUUUUACUCCUCCGGGAGGUAGGGGUACUUGUCAUCUUGUACAGAAGUGUAAGUUCUGUGGAAGGGAAGGGAAUGUGACUAUGAUUCCGGGCAAAGGUCGACCUUUAACUCUGGAAGAUUCUGAGGCUGGAGAACAUGCUCCUCUUAUGGUGUUUGACUGUCGGGGAUAUGAACCCAUCGAUUUCGGCUUUGGUGGAUAUUGGAAAGCUGAAGCUGGAUCUGGAACUAAAUUUGAUGACAUUGAUUUGUCAAGCGGGGAGGAAUUCACAGAGUAUGAUGAGAAGGGAGAAUGCCCAGUAAUGAUUUCGAACUUCCGUGCAAGCUUCAGCGUCACCAAGUAGAAUUGGUGCCUGUUGUCUAUUUUCUGAUUCUCGCCAUACUUGGUGUAUGUAAAAACCAUGGGAUGAUCAUUUCUCAAGUUCUAAUAAAAUUCUCUUUUACUAUU
Molecule: messenger RNA, 660 nt
Organism: Arabidopsis lyrata subsp. lyrata
Lineage: Eukaryota; Viridiplantae; Streptophyta; Magnoliopsida; Brassicales; Brassicaceae
Product: UPF0587 protein C1orf123 homolog
Exons: 4
Coding region: 53-556 (167 amino acids)
Molecular function (GO): zinc ion binding
Source: RefSeq, a predicted model, not a curated record